AUGGAUUUCAUCAGCUCCAUGCCAGACGAUAUCCUCCACCAUAUCCUCUCUUUUACUCCCAUUAAACUCGCGAUCAUAACGUCCGCCUUGUCCAGAAGAUGGAGGCAUGUAUGGUGCGAGACACCAUGUCUCGACUUUGAUAGAUACGAUGGGGCUCGAGAAAUAAACCAAACCCUAAAUUCCUACAGGGCUCAGAAAAUCAUGAGUUUCGAUCUUAGCUUGCCCGAAUGUUUCCCUGAACCACAAAUCGAUAGCUGGAUCGAGUUCGCCAUGUCCCGAAUGUGGAGAAGAUGUCUUUGA
Molecule: messenger RNA, 300 nt
Organism: Microthlaspi erraticum
Lineage: Eukaryota; Viridiplantae; Streptophyta; Magnoliopsida; Brassicales; Brassicaceae
Source: the annotation of a GenBank genome assembly